Staurois parvus is the source of this 545-nucleotide messenger RNA. The record is from the annotation of a GenBank genome assembly. NCBI's taxonomy places the organism in Eukaryota, Metazoa, Chordata, Amphibia, Anura, Ranidae.
CUGGACUGUCUGCAGUCUCUGGUCAUCCCCUGUACUGUCUGCAGUUUCUUGGUCAUCCCCUGUACUGUCUGCAGUCUCUGGUCAUCUCCUGUACUGUCUGCAGUCUCUGAUCAUCCUCUGUACUGUCUGCAGUCUCUGGUCAUCUCCUGUACUGUCCGCAGUCUCUGGUCAUCUCUUGUACUGUGUCCGCAGUCUCUGGUCAUCUGUACUGUGUUCGCAGUCUCUGGUCAUCUCCUGUACUAUGUCCGCAGUCUCUAGUCAUCUCCUGUACUAUGUCCGCAGUCUCUGGUCAUCUCCUCUACUGUGUCAGCAGUCUCUGGUCAUCUCCUGUACUGUGUCCGCAGUCUCUGGUUAUCCCCUUUACUGUUCCGCAGGCUCUGGUCAUCUCCUGUACUGUGUCUGCAGUCUCUGAUCAUCUCCUGUACUAUGUCCGCAGUCUCUGGUCAUCUCCUGUACUGUGUCUGCAGUCUCUAGACAUUUUCUGUACUAUGUCUGCAGUCCAUUGCUUCAAAAUAUUUUUUUUCUUUUUUUUUUUUCACCUCUAA